AUGGCGAAUCAUGCAUUGGACAACAACCCGCCCGCGGGCGACCGUCACAUCACGACGCAUGCGUCCGACUGGCUGUGGGCCGUCUUCGCGGUAAUGCUCUUAAGUUUCCUCGGUGCUCUUUUGUGGAAUCACUCGAGAAAGCAAAGGACACGGCCGUUCCACCACAUCCCCGUUAUAGUGUUAUGGGUGUCGACGCUCACAUACUUCGCGCUGGCCUCUGAUCUUGGGUACACCCUUACCCGCGCCGAGUUUAACGGUCAAGGGACCCGCCAAAUUUGGUGGGUUCGGUACAUCCAAUGGUUCAUCAACGCACCCCUAAUCCUCCUGGCGCUGAUGGGCCUCACGGGCAUGCUCGUGAGCGAGAUGCUUACGACCAUGUUCUUUGCAUGGACGCUCGUCAUCAUGGGCCUCGUCGGCGCGCUCACGCGCAGCUCGUACAAGUGGGGCUUCUACGCAUUUGGAGUAUUCUCGCUGCUCUACCUGCUGUACCGUCUUUUCGCACACCAUCGCCAGUACGGUUCCCGUAGCGGCUACACAGGCGCUCGUGACAGCGCCGGUGCGGGUGCCAACACUGGUACUGGUGCCGGAGCCGGAGCUGGCGGUGGCGGUAAAGGCAUUUCGAAGCGCUUCUACCUGCUCGCGAGCUGGAUCGCGCUCAUUUGGCUCUUGUACCCGAUCUGCUGGGGUCUCUCGGAGGGCGGGAACCGAAUUACACCCACCUCGGAGAUGGUAUUCUACGGCAUCCUCGAUAUCUUGUCCGGACCCGUCUUCUUCCUCGCGUACAUGCUUAUGUUCCGCGGGAUGGACUAUUGGAAGUUGGGGAGUGGCGGAGGUGACUCUGGUGCGGGGGGUGGGGGAUUAGGUUCGGGCACGGGGGCUGGUGCGGGUGUGGGCGGUGCGAACACGAAUGCUGCUGGCACGGGAUCGGGGGCAGGAGGGUAUGGUUCGAAUGCUGCUGGAGGUGCGCCUGCAGCCAACUUUGGAGAGAAAGGGGCAGCCGCCAAUGGUAAUACGCAAGCAGCAGGUCAUGUGUGAGAUCUCUCUCUCGUCCGGCAGUGUCUCCUUCGAUUUAAAUCGAUGGGCGCAUGCGCCACCGGCUCAUUCCCUUGGUUUAUCUGUUUCCCUUCUCAUUCGAUACUAGCUUUUUUUUGUCCAUCAUUAUUUCAUCUGUAAUUCUAUACACGUCUGCCCGCUACCUUCGUAUACUCUGU
Coniophora puteana RWD-64-598 SS2 is the source of this 1211-nucleotide messenger RNA. Its product is annotated as family A G protein-coupled receptor-like protein. The coding region runs from base 1 to 1035 and encodes 344 amino acids. NCBI's taxonomy places the organism in Eukaryota, Fungi, Basidiomycota, Agaricomycetes, Boletales, Coniophoraceae. The record is from RefSeq and is a predicted model, not a curated record. Gene Ontology annotation, cellular component: endoplasmic reticulum; plasma membrane. The transcript is spliced from 4 exons.